GAUUAGCAGUAUGCGAUCCAGUUGUAAAAGUUACUGAUAUUUGUAUGUAAAUUUCCUAAAUAUAAAAUAAAAAUUGGAAUGUUAUGAAACAAAUUUGGUCUCUUGUGCAUCUCUAUCAAAUGCCAAAGAAUUGUCAGAACCCGCAGUCGUUAAAAAAAUAUUUUUAAGCUAUGUUCAAGUUGGAGAGCCAAGUGUAAAAAAUCUGAAAGUUUUAAACGUUGGUUAAUGUGAGAGGAAGUCAUAAACGAACUGAGUACUAAGCGGACACUCAGAGGAGAGUGCUAAGUUCAAUCAGCAAGCACUGCAACUUACCAUUAGCAACUGAGAGUAGCAAAGAAACAUAACUACGCGAAUGUAUGACAGUGUUAUAACCAGCUACACAGUUGGAAAUUACUCGCGCCGAACGACAGUAGUGCUCGUAAAUGAAACGUUAACGUGUCUGGUUUAUUUGGUUUUUUGCUAGAUUUUUAUUAAAAUAUAAUUUGAUUGCAAAAAGACAAAAAUAAUUGAAUUAAAUUUUACUGAAAUAUUAAAUAAAGAACGGUAUGCCUCUGUAAGAUAUCGAAAAAGGUGAAUAAUUUUCUACAAUAUCAAACACACACCUACGCAGUUGCCAAAAAAGAGUAACAAAGUGUGCGUGUUAACAAAACUACUGUAUGUGUCCGAAGUAGUGACUGGUGAGAGUGCGCUGCGUGUGAAGACAUAUUUAUGUGAAUUGGUAUGUGUGAAUUAACGUUAUAAACAUAUUGUAAAUGUAGUUGUGUUACCAGUGAACAUGCCUGUGUAUGACUUUUAUGCGCCACUGACACAUACCAAUUUACGAGAAGUCAACCCUUUUAAUGGAACGUUGUAACUUUCGGUUCCUCGCGUUGGCCAAUACACCGUGGCAACAUCGCUGCUGCCGUUAGCAAAAAUCAGACAUGAGGGAUUCAGUAUAUUACUAACAGAGCUGCCCAAGCGAUCGCGAUUGUGAAUUUGAAUGUGUCGCCGUUUGUUUUUGUGUUUGCCGAUGUGCUUUUGUAUUUCGUAAUGCUAAAAACAACUUAAAGAAAACGCUGUCAACAAACGCGAUUUUAACGCUAUUUUGGGCGUUGCCGCAAAUGGUUACGGUGCUCCGCUUCUACAAUUUUGUUUUAAAAAAGAGAUACAUAUUUAGUUACGAUUAGCUCUUAUCCUUCAUGCACUUGAAUUACUAGUUCUUUAUAAAGCUAUCAAUCUGAUUACAAUAAACGACAAAGGCAUCAGACCUUUUCAAAACAUAUAAUAUGAUCACUAAAAAUAAGAGGACGUACAUAUAUACGAAAGAACGAGUGUACAGACAUCACCAUAUAAUCAACAAUGUAGACCAGAAAACUGUCGAUCAACUGCUUAAAUGUACAAAAGCCAUUCGAAUACAAAAUUUUAAAUAUCGUGAUAAACUGAAGAUUUCUACAAUGUUAGUCAUAGCUUUCUGUUUAGUCUUAAGCAACAUUUGUGGCAUCAAAGCGCAAACUCGCGAUCCACGGUUUUUUUCACGACCCGGCGUCAAUGACUAUAAUUGGCCGAACCCAGGUGAUCCAGAUUACAGAACAUACAUAUUUAAUGAUCGCCGCUAUGGACAUUACUUACCUAACGGAUAUAGUACGAACUAUCCUGGUAGAAAUUCGCCAGGGCAAUAUCCACAGGGCAUGCCCAGCGAAGAGCGAUUUCGAUUUGAUCCGAAUAACCCGAACGUUGGGCAUACACCCUUCCCUGGCAUUUUGGCUGGCUGGCGUGAAGAUUUGCAGGGCAAACAACGACGUGACUCGCUGACAUUAGAUCGCGAUGUAUUUGUCACGACCAAUUAUGGCCAAGUGCAAGGCUUCAAGGUCUAUAUGUAUGACAACCCUGAUCCCAAAUCAUUCUACAGACCAUACCAUUCAACUGUCGAUCGGGUGAUGGGCGAAUGCUCUGUUUUCUUGGGCAUUCCUUACGCCUUGCCACCCACGUUCGAAGGUCGCUUUAAGCCACCGCGUUUGCACCGUGGAUGGCAGUUGUUACAAGCUGUUGAUUAUGGACCUGCAUGCCCACAACCGGUACGCUACACUGGCGCUACCAAAGGUAUUAUGGAUAUGGAUGAAGACUGCCUUUACUUGAAUAUUUUUUCCCCAAAGACUGGUGCUGGCGUCGCUCAAAAAUAUCCCGUUAUGGUGUAUAUUCAUGGAGGAGAAUUUGUGCAUGGCGCUUCGAAUCACUUCCAAGGUCAUAUUCUCGCCUCCUUUUAUGAUGUGGUUGUGGUGACUAUAAAUUAUAGACUUGGUGCGCUUGGCUUUUUAUCCACCGCUGAUCAAAACUCACCUGGCAAUUAUGGCAUACUAGAUCAAGUUAUGGCGCUAAAGUGGAUAUAUGAUAAUAUUGAAUUCUUUAAUGGUGAUCGUGAUUCUAUUACAUUGUUUGGCCCUGGAGCGGGAGCAGCAUCUGCUGGACUUUUAAUGGUUGCACCGCAAACUAAGAACAUUGUGAAGAGAGUUAUUGCCCAAUCGGGUGCAGCGUUGGCCGACUGGGCGCUAAUUCAAGAUAAAUAUCGUGCACAGAAUACUAGUCGUGUAUUGGGGCAAUUACUAGGCUGCUCCAUCGAAUCGUCAUGGAAAUUAGUAAACUGUCUACGCACUGGACGUAGCUUCUAUGAAUUAGGAAAUGCGGAGUUUCCGCCACAAGUGGGCACUUUUGCCUGGGGUCCAGUUUUAGAUCACAAUAUCACACUGCCCGGUGAUGACUGGUAUGAAGGUUGGCGAGAAAAAGAUUGGCGGUUCCUUACACAAACACCAGAAAGCCUCAUACGUCAGGGUCACAUUAAUCAUGGUAUACAGUACAUGGCUGGAGUGACCACCCAAGAGGCAGCUUUUUUUGUAGCACAAAAUGAAUCUUUAGCACCUUAUUACGAAAUCGAUGAGACAUUUUUUGAUCAGAAAAUCCGCGAACAUGUCUUUCGCUACAAUUACACAUUAAAUCCAAGUGGCGUCUAUGAAGCCAUCAAAUACAUGUAUACCUAUUGGCCAGAUCCCAACAAUAAUUCGAUAAUACGUGAUCAAUACAUUAAUAUGCUUUCCGAUUUGUACUACCGAGCUCCGGUUGACAAAAUGGUAAAAUUACUAUUGGAACAGCGUAUACCAGUCUAUAUGUAUGUUUUAAAUACGACUGUAGAGGCUUUGAACUAUCCACAAUGGCGCAAAUAUCCACAUGAUAUAGAACACUAUUUUCUUAUUGGCGCACCUUUCAUGGAUAUUGAGUUCUUUCCGAAAAAGGAUCAUUUACAGCGGAACAUGUGGACCGACAACGAUCGCAACAUGAGUCAUUUUUUCAUGCAAACCUAUUCAAAUUUCGCUAGAUAUGGCAAUCCAACGCCUCAACAAGUAUUGGGUUUGCAUUUCCAGCGCGCCUACCAGGGUGAACUUCGUUAUUUGAAUAUCAAUACAACUUUCAACUCAUCAAUUUUGCUCAAUUAUCGCCAAACCGAAUGUGCAUUUUGGACACAAUAUUUGCCAACAGUGAUUGGAGUGUUGGUGCCUACCUAUCCGCCCACAACAGAAUUUUGGUGGGAGCCUAAAGAGCCUUUGCAAAUCGCUUUUUGGACUAUGUCCGUAGCAUGCUUCUUCCUCAUCGUCUUAGUGGUGAUCUGUUGUAUUAUGUGGCGCAAUGCCAAAAGACGAUCAGAUUUUUAUGAUGACGAUGUUUUUAUAAACUCUGAACUGCCUGAUGAUGGUCAAAGUGGUGUAGACAAUGCACACAUGGUGGCCAAUCAUCACGCGUUACGGUCACGCGAUAAUAUCUACGAAUAUCGUGAUUCUCCGUCAUCCAAGACGCUUGCCAGUAAAAUUCAUACCGAUACAACAUCCAUUCGAUCUCCUAGCUCGUUGGCAAUGGCACACAAAUCGGGAAGCCAAUCGUCCUUAAAAUCGGCGAUUUCUUUAAAGGAAACAAAUGGCGGCACAUUGACCAGCAACUUGAGCAGUACUCGCCCUACUCGUCCAGGUGCUCUAAAUAAUGGUGCUGCCUCCAUUACAAAACAACAAGAAAAAAGGUUAUUAACACGCGAGGGAGCCACGCCUGCACCAAUAUCGAAUACACCACUAAUAACAACCACAACUGCCACGAUCUCAGCCGCAUCAGAGUCUGCAAGUUGUAAGCCUAAAUCUACUUAUAACAUAGCCUCUACAACCACAGCACCCAUUAAUCUGGGCACUGUGACCAGUCGCAGCACAACGCCGGUGCCCAGCGCACGUACACACACCACAUCAACUACAUUAACGACUGCUUCGCAGGUGCAACGCUCAGGACAAACGAUGACAUCUGUUCAAUCGCAGGCAAAUCCUCAAUCUCGGACACAAGUUAUUGAAGGUGUGCCACAAACAUCGGUUUAGGAAACAGAUUUCUAAGUGAGGCGGGAGAUCUGUUUUUAUUGACUUGCUAUUGAAAUUUUCAGUUAGAGAGUGAUAUUAAAUAGUUUAUUAUUUCUAUAUGUAUUAUAUAGAAAUAAUUUCGGACUUUUUGGUAUACCGUUAUGUACCAAGAAUUUCUCGGUAAGGUAUAACAAUUAAUUACGAUUUGUUUUAUUUGGAUAAUUGGAAAGCCCAGAUGCUUUCCAUAAUUUAAGUACUAAAUAAUACACAUAUGUAUACCAUAUUUAGCUAUUCUGAUAAUUUUCAUAUGUAACCUCACAGAUUUUUGACAUUUUUUUUUAAAUUAUUAAAAAAAAUAUUAAUUACCAGCUACAUAUUUAUUAUCGCUAGGCGUAUUUGUUAUUAUUAUUACUUAUUUUUCAUAUACUUUUGGACUAAAUAGAAUCUAGGCAACGAAUCUAUCGCGUUUGCAUAUUAUAACUAGCAUUAGUUCUCGGCAUACUAUGCACAUAGAUACAUCCGAACAACGAAAUCACAGGUACAGUUUCAUUUCUGAAACCUUGGAAUUAUAUCUUAACUGUAAGUAGAAGAAACGGUGAAAUUACGCCAUUGACAACAAUAAAUGUGUGUUGACAUAGGAAUUUUAAUUUAAAAUCCAUAGACUUAAAAAAUUUCGAAUCGCAUAGUUAAGUUCUACCAAUAUUUGUAAGUUAUGUUAUAUUAUAUUAACUUUAUAUUGACGGCUUAGAAUAUUGAUACGCCAAUAUGUACAUUUAGAGUCGUAAAUCAAAGAAAGCAGUACAGAUUUUAUCACUUUUAUUAGGUAUCCAUUUAAAAUUUAACUGAAUAACUUUGUUCUUGCUUUCAAGUGUAGUUAAUUAUUUACGAAAGCAAAGCUUCACACAUAGCGAACAAAGAAUUGGCGAAUCGAAUACGGCUUUUUCCACAUAGUGACUACUUGAUUCUAAUUCAUAAAUAAUUAUUGUAUAGUAAUAUAGAUUUCUAAUAACAGUUUAUGUAUAAUUAAUGUAUUAACGUUAUAACUUAGCAUGUUAAAAUAUAUCUAUACACAUUUAUGUAUUACAUCUAUAUGGCGUUAAAAAGACAAGAUUUUGUACAAAAAAAAUCGUUACAAAAUUUUAUGAUUACUUGACUCAGUAUUUUUUGUUUCGAUGUAUGGGUGCCAGACGAGUUACCGCAAAAAAAUUCAAUAACCGAAUUUCCAAUGGAAUAGUUACUGGUAAUGAAAAAUGGUCAUGGUCGAAUCGCGGAGAGCAGACGCAAACGGUGGCCAAGCCAAGAUUGACAGUUAAAAAAGUUUUUCUAUGCAUUUGGUGAGAUUAGCCGGUAAUCAUCUACUAUCAUCUGCUUCAAUACGGCUAAACUCUAAAUUCGGACCUGUACUUUGAAAAAUUGGCGCGUCUGAAGGAAGCACUCGCCCAGAAGUGGCCAUCUUUGGUGGAUAGAAGAGAAAUUGAAUUUCAUCAGCACAACGCCAGGGAGAUUGGUUAGGAGGUUCUUGCAUCUACCUUAGAGUCCUGAUCUGCAACUAUAUGAUUUCUACUUGUUCCUGUCUAUGGCGAAUGAUGUGAAAAAUUCUUUCAAGAAAAGCUUAGCUUUUUUCCAAUAGGGUCAAGGGUUUCUAUGAGAGUGGCAUUAUGAAAUUGCCUUCAAAAUGACAACAAGCUAUCGAACAAAACUUUGCAUAUUUCACCUAAUUCGGUUCAUUCUAACUAUGCUAAAUAAAACCUUUAAUUUAAUUCGAAAAUAAUUAUUAGACCUUUAGGCAGCUUUUUAUUUUUGAAUUUUUAAAAAUAAUGUAGAUAUAUUCAUAAAUAAUAACUUAUUGUAUUGAGAUGCAGGUCUUAUUAAAUAAACUGUACAUGUGUGAAUAUGUAGAAAUAUCUGCAUGAAAUUUUAAAAUUAAAUUUGGCUUAUAAAUAUAUUAACACGAGUAUGGGGAAAAUACGAAAUUACGUCAAAAAAUAUGGUUUUGAGAUAAUCUUUAUAUAUAUAAUAAUAUAUAUAUAUAGUACGAGUAUUUCCAUCUGGGGACAACUUUUAUUUUUGUAUCCUAUAUGUUUUAAAUUACUUGCAUUAAGAAAUAUACCAGAGUACUGUAAAUAUAAUUAAUUUUAAGUGAAUUAUCUACGAGUUUGUAGUGAUCAACACCAUCAGUGCAAUCCGUCCAAUAUAGGUAUGCUUAUAAGCCUCAGUUUACAUGCAAGUUUCUUUCUACAUACUUGUUUUUGUUUGUGUAAAUAUGCGACAGAACUUCAAUUAAUAUUUUCUUACGAAGCGUUAUUCUGAUAAGUUUAUGAAUUUUAUUUUUAAAAUGUAUGUAUCUGCUUCAUGUGCGUAGGUUUGUUUAUCAUUUAGAUAAGCUUAAUUUUUACAAUAUUUUAUAUGUUUAAUAAAUUGUAAUAGUAUUUGUACAAUAUCCAUCUAAUUUGUGCUGUCUUCCUUUAUACAUAUAUCUACCUAUCUAUGUAUACAUAUAUCUGUAUACACUAUAUAGUACAUACAUAUAUAUGUUUGUUUUUGUAUAUUUAUAUUGUUGCUGUUGUUAUCAUUGCUUUCCCUCUUUUGUUUAAUUUCCAAAGUGGGAAGCAAUACUCAAUAGUACGAGAGCUCUAUUCAGUAAAUUAAAUAGAUCAAGACCAAAAUAAACAUAAUGCCAAAUUAUAUGUAUUGAAUUUAAAAA
This is a messenger RNA of Bactrocera oleae (olive fruit fly), 7062 nucleotides long. RefSeq names its product carboxyl ester lipase-like protein Gli (gene Gli). NCBI's taxonomy places the organism in Eukaryota, Metazoa, Arthropoda, Insecta, Diptera, Tephritidae. The record is from RefSeq and is a predicted model, not a curated record. Gene Ontology annotation, cellular component: cell surface; plasma membrane; septate junction.